AUAAAACUUUACGACUAAUUUUUUGCGAUCCUCGUCUGUUUCCUCAUGGCCUUUCUCUGCAACGUCCAGUCCAUCAGGUACUACGUUCAUGUGAGUUUCCUCAUCACGGUUCCCAUCUCGAGAGGGAAGAGAGAGCACUGUGAGUACGUGUCUAGAAACCUGAACAGAGCUAGCUACUUCUGGUCUCUCGGAUUGCGAGCUUUCUACUUCUCCUUCCCGCUCUUCCUGUGGAACUUCGAUUCUACUACAAAAGAAAUGGCUGCUUCAAGUGCUGUAACCGCUGACUACGUCCUCAAGCCACCUCCAUAUAUACUCUCUGGAUGCUCUGGAGCCGCAUAUGAGCCGACAAACUCUGGAGUUUCACUGGGGAAAGAAUCACAGGGCUUACGUGGACAACCUCAAAAAACAGUUUCUUGGAUCCGAGCUCGAAGGCAAGACCUUAGACCACAUCAUCCUCAACACUUACAACAACGGCGACCUCCUCCCUGCCUUCAACAACGCUGCUCAGGCAUGGAACCACGAGUUCUUCUGGGAAUCAAUGAAACCAGGUGGUGGUGGAAACCCAUCAGAAGAGCUUCUGGCUCUGCUUGAAAGAGAUUUCACUUCUUAUGAGAAAUUCUAUGAUGAGUUCAAUGCUGCUGCUACCACUCAAUUCGGAGCUGGCUGGGCCUGGCUUGCUUACGAAGAUAACAAACUAAAAAUAGUGAAAACUCCUAAUGCUGUGAAUCCCCUUGUGCUUGGUUCUUUCGUAAGUUUCUCAAUCAAGAACUUGAAUACAGAGUUUACUUGCUUAGAGAUCAUCUUACAUUUGU
This is a messenger RNA of Raphanus sativus (radish), 812 nucleotides long. RefSeq lists its product as uncharacterized. The transcript is spliced from 5 exons. The record is from RefSeq and is a predicted model, not a curated record. Bases 46 to 591 code for a protein of 181 amino acids. Lineage: Eukaryota; Viridiplantae; Streptophyta; Magnoliopsida; Brassicales; Brassicaceae.